Molecule: messenger RNA, 2719 nt
Organism: Chara braunii
Lineage: Eukaryota; Viridiplantae; Streptophyta; Charophyceae; Charales; Characeae
Source: the annotation of a GenBank genome assembly
CCCGGGACACACAAAAGGCAUGCGSUGGAUCCACCAUGGGAGGCCGGGGCAGGCAAGAGGCCCAAGAGGGACUCUGCAACCUGACUCUGAAGUUUGAGGAGCGAGAUAACUUGGUGGGGGAAGAAAAGUUUGAUGUGCACCCUUGCAAGCCAUGGAUUGCUUCUGUCUCUGCUGGAAAACCACCAACCCUUGCAGUGUGGAAUUAUGCAGAUGGGCGGCAGGCUGCCAUCCCCGUGCCUCAUGCUAGCACCAUCUUCGGAGCAAAAUUCCUGGGCCAGACAGAUCGGCUGGUGGUCCCUGUCGGAGCUAUGUUGUAUGUUUAUGAGAUUUUGCAUUUUUGCGACUUCCAGAUGAAGAAAAUAAAACGAGUUGGUGAUUGGUGUCUUCAUACGGAUUUGAACCAUUGGACUGUACAUUCGAGUGCCCAAUGUUUCUUGUUCUAUCAGCACGAAACUCAGAUAAUCUACUUUUGGGACUUAACCAAUGGUUGGCAUGAACGACAAGGAAUCAGUAAAGAGGAAGUGACCAUGGUGUGCUUUCACCCUCUGGAAUCACACACUUUUGCGACYGCACAUAAGAACUGGACUAUCAACGUGUGGAAUGCUGAUACUGAGAACAUGGUAAUUCUCCAAACAUUGGAAGCUGAGAGCAAAGUUACUUCUGUACGAUUCUGCACAAAACCCCAGAAGUCACUUCUCAUCGCGGGCAAUGAAUCCGGCAAGCUACAGGUGUGGGAAUAUGGGAGGAGAAAAUGCCGGACCACUCUGGAUGCACAUGAACACGUUGUUGUGCAUGCUUUCUUUCAUCCACACUUGCCCUGCAUUUUGAGCGCGUCUGAGGAGGGAACCAUCAAGGUCUGGGACGAUUCAAAUUACCAGUUAAUAAAAACGCUUUGCAGMAGCCUUGAGGGAUUGCCACGCAGCGUUCUCUGUAGGACAGACAGCAUGCUUGUGCUUCCAUGCAAGGAAAAAAUGUGUUUUAUGACGAUCGAAGGUGACAAAAGACUCCAAUUUGAGAAAACMGAUGCACCGGGGAUAAAGCAAUUGGAGAGGGAGCUGAGGACUGUGAGGGAGGAGCAAAGGGCGCUGGAAGAGGGAUUUGAGRCUCAGAGUGAGAGGCAAACAGAUGCACAAAGCGUAAAGGAGUUGGAGAAUGAGCUAAGCAAUGUGAAAACGGAGAGGCAGGCACAAGGAGAGAGAUUUGAGGCAUUUAAAUUGGAGCAGGAGGGGAGGGGUCCGAGGGGAAUUACGCACUCAGAGAGGGUGAAGCAGUUGGAGAAMGAAAACUUCAAUCUCUUUGCCGAGACAGUGACACUCAAAGAGAGAUUAGAAAAAUCAAAGGCCGAGGUUAAAAAUUUGGAAUGCAGGUUGGAGAUGGAAAGAGGUGCAGUGGAGGGAUUGAAGACUGUGAGGGCAGAGAAGAGGGCACUUGAGGACGAAUUUGGGAAAGAGAGGCGAACACAUGUACAAAGGGUAAAGGAGUUUGAGACGGAGCUCGACAAUGUAAGGACGGAGAGGCGGGCAUUAGGAGAGAGAUUUGAGAGAUUUCAAACGGAGCAUGAGAGGGCAAAAGGAUUGCACUCGGAACUUGUCAAGCAGUUUGAGGACAAAACAGCAAAUCUGUCGGCCGAAAGGGACGCACUCAGASAGAGAGUGGAGAAAUUGAGCAUGAGGGUUCAAGAGUUGGAGUGCAGGUUGGAGCYCGAAGGAGGUGAAGGUGAGCGAUUGGAAAGGUCUGAUGGAKUGCGAAAGGGGGUUCCAAAAGUGGACAUUAAUUCAUUCAGAGAGUAUUCCCUGGACGAACUGAAGACUGYCACACGUGACUUCAAUGAUGAUUGCAAACUUCACGAGCAACAUUACGGACACAUUUAUACAGGAAGGAUCACAUCCGUUUUGAUAAAGAGACUCGAGUAUGGCAAUGCCAUGACACAGAAUCAGCAAGCUCAAUUGACGAGGGAGCUUGUGGAGCUAUUGAAGUCUCUUCGACACCCGUACCUGCAGACCUUGCUUGGAGUGUGCUACAUACRAAAUUGUCUUGUGUACGAACACAUGGCCAAUGGAAGUGUCAAAGACCUGAUCUCCUCCUCAGAAAGGUCACAAAGAGGCUUCCUCCCGUGGUACAACAGGUUGCGCAUAAUUGCUCAGAUAGCCCAAGGCUUGUCAUUUCUUCACUCCAACCAGUCAUUGAGAGGUGGUCCCAUCGUUCACUGCACCAUCAAGCCAGAAAACAUCUACUUGGAUGGUAAAUUUGUCCCCAAAAUAACAGAGGUGGACAUGGCCUUGCUUGCCCCACUGCUUACUGAAGACGGUGAUACACAUGAUACACAUAUGCUCCCAGUACGUGAUGCAAAGUACCUGGCCCCAGAGUUUUUUCAUACUGAGGUCUUCACUCAGCAGACGGAUGUUUACGCAUUCGGGAUCACAAUCCUCGAGAUCCUCACCGGAAAGUUCAGGAAUGCAUUUGGAAUCAUGGAAGAGGCUGUGGAAGAUGUGGAAGCAUUYAGAAGGGUCCUGGACCCAAACGCAGGAAGUUGGGACGUGGAUCUGGCCCUGGAAACAGCGCAAGUGGGUGUGAGAUGUGCAAAUCCGAACAGACAUCACUGGCCAAGCAUGAUGACUGGUGAAGGUGCCAUUCUGCCUGCGCUGGAGAGUAUAGCUCAUAUGACGUGAUUGAGGACUUAUGGCGGAUGAACUUUUGGGGGUAAGUGUGCCAUAGUGUU